AUGGUAGAACUAGCAGUUCUUCAUCCUCAGGAUUGCCUCAGAGAUCACCUUCCUCGCCGAAAACCCAAUACCAAUUCCAAUAAGACUUCGAAUCGCAGAAAACGAAGCCCCGAGAAGAACAACAACAACAACAAAAACAGCAACAAUUUUCCCGCAAAAAAACCAGUCAUGGGACAGGUGAAGAUCCUGAAACGCGGCGAAGAAUUGACGACGGCGAUGAAGAAUCAAGUAGAUGAGAACAAGGCCAUAAAUUUGGUGGUGCCGAAACAGAAGAGGAUCGGCGAUUUCUAUGCUGGGUCUGCUUGUAUUUCGUCUCCAUCGCCGAGUUCUCUGCCUCUCCCUGCUUUCUUCACUAAGAAAAGUGUUUUGGGUACCAACAAUAGAAAUGCUACGACUGAUCUACGGCGACUUCUGGGGCUUGACUUGCUGUGA
Molecule: messenger RNA, 432 nt
Organism: Camellia sinensis
Lineage: Eukaryota; Viridiplantae; Streptophyta; Magnoliopsida; Ericales; Theaceae
Source: RefSeq, a predicted model, not a curated record